Molecule: messenger RNA, 1652 nt
Organism: Culex quinquefasciatus (southern house mosquito)
Lineage: Eukaryota; Metazoa; Arthropoda; Insecta; Diptera; Culicidae
Exons: 2
Coding region: 123-1547 (474 amino acids)
Molecular function (GO): protein binding
Source: RefSeq, a predicted model, not a curated record
ACGUGUAUAACAGCUGUUGUCAAACUUCAACACUCGUUUCGAGAAGAUCCCUAAUCCGAUCGGAACAAAGGAGGACCACUUUUUAUCGAUCGUUCCGGCACAAUCGGAAUUUCGCCGCCGCCAUGGGAAAACGUGAAAUGAAGCAGAAAGAAACCGAACCGGUUGCGGCCUCCAUCAGCGACCUGCCCAACGAGGUUCUGCUGAUGAUCUUCAACCGGCUGGAGCUGGCCUGUCGACUGCGCGUGUCCCAGGUGUGUCACCGCUGGAACCAGCUGGUUUUCCACUUCUUUGGGGACCACUUUGCGCUCAAGCUGGACGAUCUGGUCGAUCCGGGGCUGCUUUCGAAGGAUCGGGUUUACCGGCGUGUGGAAAUCCGGUGUAUGUCACUGCUGCGGUUCAACAUGCUGCACGCGAAGCGGCUACGGGUGCUGGGGAGGCACGUGGUUGCACUUACGCUGGACAUUAGCGUAACGGACGGGGAUUUGUUCGUCGAGAUGCUGCGGAAGUUUCCGAACUUGGAGUCGUUUUCGCUGUGGACGGAAUCGUUCCGGAGCGACAAACCGGCGAGGAAUGCGCUGCGGAAGGUGCUUCCAGGGAGGAUUCCUUCGGUGCGGCACGUGACAAUUUACUGCAACAACGCGGCCGUUCUCGAUUUGAUGGCCAGGUUGGCGCCGAAUCUGCGCUCGCUCAACGUGACCGUUCCGGCCAAGCUGCUGUCCUCGUUGUGCCAGUGCGACCUGGCGGGGCUCGGUUCGCUGCGACUUUCGCUGGUUUUCCGAUCCAAGGCGCUGCUCUCGGAAAUGGCCUCCUUCCGGCGGAACGUAUUCGACACUUUCAUGGCAUCGCUCAAGAAUUUGAAGAAGUUUUCAAUCUUCAUUCGCGCCAACAGCUAUCCGGAGAUUUCUCCGCAAAUCUUCGCUUUAGCUUCCUUGGAACAACUGGAAGUGGCCACAACCGACAGUCCAAGGCCCGUCCCUGCCUUCGACGGCAUCUGGAACUUGCGCAACCUCAAAGUUCUCCGCUGUUUCAUCGAACGAAUCGCCUACCCGCCGGAACACGCCGUCAACCCGCUCGAACACCUAACCGAGCUCAACCUGGCCAAAGCGAUCGUCGUGGACACCUUUCAACUCAGACGCAUCUUCCCGAACGUGACCACGCUGGACAUCCGGUCCUGCCAGCUGAGCGAACCGGGCCUCGAAAGCCUCUCGCUGGCUUGGCCACGCCUCGAAUCGCUGACGGUUCGAAUCGCCCCCGUCGAAAUAGAUUCCCUAGUUGUGCUGCACCGGUUCGCAAAGCUGCGUCAACUCACGCUGCUCAACAACUACAUCAGCGACCGGGAGGACCUCGCCGUACUGGACACGGUGCUGGCCAUCGGUACGCUGGAGGAGUUGCGCGUCGAAGGAAAGUGGGACGGCGCUCCCGGUGGGCUUAAUCCGACCUGUCGGGUUUAUCGGAACGGGGAGGUCGUUGCCCGGGAAGAGCGGCCGCUGGGACGGCACGGCUUUUUGGAACUUUACACGCUGAAGGGUGACUGUGACGAAGAUUAGAUUGGUAGCGUAUGGGCAAAACGCUCAUUCGGAAUGAUUCUUUACGAUUUUUUUGUUGUGUAAAAAGUAAGGUAAUAUUUUGGAUACCUUUUAUUGAAUUAAUAA